Melospiza melodia melodia is the source of this 2069-nucleotide messenger RNA. It is a transcript of the gene FSBP, whose product is annotated as fibrinogen silencer binding protein. The transcript is spliced from 2 exons. The coding region runs from base 329 to 1225 and encodes 298 amino acids. Lineage: Eukaryota; Metazoa; Chordata; Aves; Passeriformes; Passerellidae. The record is from RefSeq and is a predicted model, not a curated record. Gene Ontology annotation, cellular component: nucleus.
UUUAGCUGGGUAAUGUGCUAAUCUUUAAACCUUUAUGUUUUUAAAUCCUGCAUAUGUCUGGUCUCUUCAUACAAAAGUGUAUUUUGCUUGUUUCUUCUCGCCUUCUUCAGUCUGAAGCCUUAUGUAGGUCAGGCUUGGCUUAAGCAGAUUUCCUGAACCUGCGUCAGCUUAAGCUGAAGGAAUUUUAAUAAACCCUCCCUUGUAGGCGUGGGCCUAAAUGAGACUAGCCUAGUUAAGCCUGAUCUUUUUCUGUUUGUGAAAAAGAGCUGAGCAGAGCUAGGGACUGCAUGGUGGCUCCAGGAACGGCUUCCUUAAUUCAAAGAUAACAAUGGUUGGGAAGGCCAGAUCUUCUAAUUUUACCUUAUCUGAAAAGCUCGAUUUGCUAAAACUCGUGAAGCCGUAUGUUAAAAUUCUCGAGGAACAUACCAAUAAGCAUUCUGUAAUAGUGGAAAAAAACAAAUGCUGGGAUAUUAUAGCUGAUAACUACAAUGCCAUCGGAGUAGAUCGCCCUCCUCGUACUGCACAGGGCCUGCGCACGCUGUACAAGAGGCUCAAAGAAUAUGCCAAACAGGAGCUAUUGCAGCAAAAGGAGACUCACUCAGAUUGUAAAAGCAGCAUUUCCGAGCCAACCAAGAAAGUUGUGGAAAUGAUUCCACAGAUUUCCAAUGUGUGUUUAAGAGACAGGAGCGGUGUUCAAAGUGCUAGUAUCGAUAAAGAAACAAUUGCUGGUACCAGUUCACCACAGGCAAUGUUGGAUCACCAUCCUGCAACAGUCAUGAUGGACUUGCAGUCAGAAGAGGAUGUCAAACCUCCUCCUUCUCUGAUCAUAGACUCCCAGCAAAAUGAGAACUUAGAACAAGAGGAGGAACACCAGCUGGUGCAUAUUAUGGAGAGGUCUCCUUCAACAUCAGUGUCUUCAGUCGAUAUGAGAGUGAUGAUGUCUCCUUCCCCUGUACCGAGAAGGGAUGAGUUUUUUAGGCUUGAGGUUGGAGAACGCUUUAGACCAAUGUGUGGUUAUGACCCACAGAUGUUGCAAAUGCUGAAAGAGGAGCAUCAAAUAAUAUUAGAAAACCAAAGAAAAAUUGGUCUUUAUGUCCAAGAAAAAAGGGAUGGUUUGAAAAGAAAGCAGCAACUGGAAGAAGAACUGUUGCGAACAAAAAUCAAAGUAGAGAAGCUGAAGGCAAUACGACUACGCCGUGAUCUGCCAGAAUACAACAAUAUCUAAAUAUUUUAUUACUUCUGUCAUAUUCUUUGAAAUACUUAAUAAUAAAUGCAAAAUUGUUUCUUAUGUUAAUAUGGAUGAAUCAAAAUCUGGGCUUGAGACAUGAAAGCAUAUGUUGUUUAAGUACCUUAGAAAAAUACCUCGUGUGGGUUUGAAUGCACCAACCCUUCUGGUCUAAAGUAUAGUCAAAUCCAUGUUUAAGUGUUUAGAUUGAUAAAAAUCCAAACUUUAAAAACAUUUCCACUUAUCUCUAGAGUUUUGAUGAGCUAAUGGAAAUUUAAUUCAGUUCUUGUUGAAAAUUUUAGUCAUAUACAUUGUUUUUUCAAAUAAUCAUUUAAUAUCUUAAUGAAGUUGCAGGUAAAUAAAUGCAUAUAAGAAGGAGAAAUAAGAGGCCAUGUUUAAAUGUUUUAUUCUUUUCAAGUUGGUAAAUCUUAUGACAGUAGUGACGUUUUGCUGGUAUAACAGCUUGGAAAACAAAAUUACUGGAUUGUUAUAUUUUUUUAAUGUUCAGUAGACAUUUGAAUAAAAGUACAUCUUUUUAAAAGUUGAUACUUUUUAAUUGUUUCCAGUGGAGAAGUGUUUCCAUAGGAUGUUAUCAAAAGAGAGACAGUGAAUGCAACACUUGGUUUUUAAAACUGCAUGCAUGUGUAAUUUGUGUGUACAGUUACAUGAUUGUGUAUUCAGUUAUAGUAAUUAUACUGGUGAUCAACCAUAUAAAUAUCUACUUUGCUCAUUUGCAUGCAUAAUUACUGCAGUGCAUGUGCAACCAAGACAGUUGCAGGUGCCUUUGAUCAAUAUCACUAUGACUAUAAGCUACUGAAAUAAAAUAGUUUCUGUAUGUAAGUAA